Molecule: messenger RNA, 549 nt
Organism: Nestor notabilis (Kea)
Lineage: Eukaryota; Metazoa; Chordata; Aves; Psittaciformes; Psittacidae
Product: alpha-1-acid glycoprotein 1-like
Exons: 5
Source: RefSeq, a predicted model, not a curated record
CUACUGGGGACGUGGCUCUAUGUGGCCGGGGCUGCGCAAUUCCCCCGGCACCUCCUGGAGAUGCUGCUCAUCGACCAUGGACACCUCCAUGUGGAGCCUGGUGCCAGCGAGCAGGAGCUGCCCAUCACCCAGAGCGUGGCCGUGGGGGACCAAUGUCUCACCAACAACUCCACCUACGUAGAAAUCACUGCUGGCAGCACCAUGCUGGUGAAGGAGGCCAAGACCCAGCAAACUGUGGGGAUGCUGAUGAACCUCAGCUCUGAAGAUGUUUUACUCAUCCAGUACCAACUGCAGAGGGAAAGGACGUACCUGGGACUCUAUCUCUAUGCCAGAAACCUGACCAUGAGCAGAGCCCAACAGGAAGAGUUCGAGAGCCAGGCCAAGUGCCUGGGGCUGAGUGAAGAGGGGAUCGUGUACGCGCCAUGGAGAAGGGAGCUGUGUCAAAUGGAAGAAGUUGGAAAGGGAAACAGCGCAUGGAUGGAGCCCACGGCUGCAGUCACAGCAUCACCUCCUCCAGGUACCCACCAACCGGGGAGCGCAAAUAACUGA